AAAUAUGAAUAAACUGGUACUAUGAAAUUUCUUUGGAAAAAUUACGACCUAAUUUUUGUAUACAAACAACAAAUAAAAACUGAAACAAUGAGCUCCGUUAACAGGUAAAACCCGAGCAGGGACGUGCUAAGUGCUAACUAGAGUCCAAAUUUAUCCCUCAGAAUUGCUCGGAUUUGUCGAUCGUUAUAUAUAAAUACAUACAUAUAUAUAUCCCCUUUCGUCCAAUCAAGCGACAAGCACCAGCAGCCGGUUUGAUAAACCAAUGAGUUUUAGUGCGACGAAAUCAACCAUUGUUUACGAAGCCCUAGUACAUCUCAACACUCAUUAAUUUUAUCGAACUCUGUGGAUAUUCCCGUCAUCUUUACCGGUAGGUUAAUGUAUUAGGAAUUUGUUAAAAGAAAACUUGCAAAAGAAACAGAAGAAAGGGCACUUGCUGCGAUGCAAGCAAAUUAAGUACUACUUGCAUAUUGCAGAUACUAACAGCUCUGCAUAUGCGAUGCCGAGUCCAGCUACUAUCCCCCGACGCUCCUCAUCCGAUCCAGACCUCACAAUCACAAUAUCCAAAUCUGAGAUUCUCAAACAUAGGUCUAGCCGCUCCUCAGCGUCCUCUACUCGCCCUCUAAAAUUGUCUUAUUGGAAUAGUUGGAGCAACAUCAAUAAACUAGGCGACUACGUCAGCCCCAGGCGACGGGGCAACGAUUCCUCCAAUCAUUCUGAUUUAACAGAGGAGAGUCUCGAUGCACAUAAUAAGUUGCAUGGCAUAGUUUCUAAUGAGGUUCAUAUGAUCAGCGACUACAUUAGUAGAAGUGUGGAUGAAAAGAACAACAAGUGCAGUCCUUAUUACAAAGGACUCACUGAUUCAACCCUCUCUAUCAAUCGUGAAAAAAAUAUGUCUGGAGCAGAUAGUCCAGGACGUGAAAGCCUCACGACUAGCGCUUCCAGUUCUUGGUCCUCUUUGUUAGUUAAAAUGCAAGAAUUUGGUUCCAGCUUCUUCACCUUCACAAAAACUGGUAACAAGGGCCCCUCUCCUCCUGCUGCUCCAAAAUCUGUUAAACCAACUUCUUCAUCAUCGACAUACACUAAAGCAAGUGCUCCCAAUGAGAUGAAAUCGGAGGAAAAGGAGGCCGGUGAUCCUCCUGAUGCUCAAUUAUUUGAUAAGGAGAAGCCUUUGAGGGAGAGAGUGUUAGAACCGUCUGCGCCAAUAAUCUUGCUAGCUAAAACUUUUGUUGAUAAUGAUGAGAAGGAAGAGGCCAAUAUUCACAAGGUGAAUCAAAAGUUCAUAUUGGCAGACAAGUAUCGACCUAAAGCUUUAAAAGAUUUCAUCUGCAAUCGAAGUGAGGCCACUCGAUUGCAGGCUCUGGUGAAAUACGGGCCAAGUGCUCACGUUAUAUUUGAAGGACCUCCUGGCGUUGGGAAGAGAACCAUGAUCUGGGCCAUGCUUCGAGAAACUUUUGGACCCGAUAGAGUCCAGACUAGGGACAAGCGUAAGGUAUUUGACUUGAAGGGCGAAUCAAUAGGAAGAAUCGAAGUAAAUGUGAAGGAAUCUUCCAAACAUGUGGAAGUCAAUCUCUCGGAUCUAAGAGGGUACGUGAAGCAUGUAAUUGUGGAACUAAUGAAGGAAACACGAACCAAGACCUAUAAAUCUAAUAAAGCUUUGUCAUCCUACCCUGAAAAAUGUAGAGCAAUUAUUCUAAGCGAUGCAGACAAGCUAAGCACAGAUGCCCUAUUGUAUAUUAGAUGGCUGUUAGAAAGGUAUAAGGGGGACAACAAGUUUUUCUUUUGCUGCUCUGACGUCUCAAAGCUUCAGCCAGUUAGGUCACUUUGCACUCUCAUUCAGCUACUUCCGCCUUCAAAACAAGAGAUUGUUGAAGUUCUGGAAUUUAUAGCUAAGCAAGAAGGCUUAUAUUUGCCACGUAAGUUCGCCGAAGAGAUAGCGAACAGCUCCAAGAAUAAUCUGCGUCAAGCCAUUCGUUCAUUCGAAGCCUGCUGGCACUCAAGUUAUCCUUUCAAGCAAGACCAAGUAAUUUUAACCGGAUGGGAAGAAGACAUUGCAAAUAUUGCAAGGAACAUAAUCGAGGAGCAAAGUCCAAAACAACUAUAUAUAAUACGCGGAAAGCUUCAAAUUCUCAUAGAGCAUGAUGUAUCUCCAGACUUCAUAUUCAUGUCUCUGUUUGAAGAAGUGAAAAAGCAUUUGCAAGAGAACCUGCAUCCUCAAGUUUGUUGUUUAUAUGAUGAAUACAAUGUACGAACGCCAAUAUCCACCUUUUCUUAAUAUUUCCUCACAUCUUAUUUCCAAUAUGUUAGGAGCUAAUUUCUUAUAUUAAUUAAGAGGUGUGGUGAAAGCAUGAUUGGGUGUGAGGAUGAAAUGGGAACAAAGGUUAUCGAUUCAGUGAAAAAGAACAUGAGGAUUUUCUCAAGAAUCGAAGGUAUGUAAAAUAAAGGGACAUGCAUUUGUUUAAUACUGUACGACAAAGAUUGUUCAAUUCUUAAACUUUUAAGUUUGACAUUGGCAUGAUGGACAAGAAAACAGUCUCAAUUUCAUUCUCUAGUAAUUAAAG
Durio zibethinus is the source of this 2558-nucleotide messenger RNA. RefSeq lists its product as uncharacterized. Gene Ontology annotation, cellular component: DNA replication factor C complex; nucleus. Gene Ontology annotation, molecular function: DNA binding; DNA clamp loader activity. Gene Ontology annotation, biological process: DNA-templated DNA replication; DNA repair. NCBI's taxonomy places the organism in Eukaryota, Viridiplantae, Streptophyta, Magnoliopsida, Malvales, Malvaceae. The record is from RefSeq and is a predicted model, not a curated record.